AUGUCCACAAGGAGAUCAAAUGCAAGGUGGGCAACUAUCGGCGGCGCAUUCAAACGUCUCAAAAGUUUGGAGGAGGCACGCACCAAAGCACGACCCUCCUUUAUCAAUCCCGUGCAAAGUUCACCAGCACCACCCACGUUGCGUUUACAGACGGACUUCGAAACGACGGCAAAGGACUCCGAUUUGGAGGAUCCGAAUACCAUGCAGUCGGCCCGAGAUGUCCGCAAGGCAGUGCGGAGAAAGCGCUCGAAAGGCUCACCUGCGGCAGAAGCUCAAACUUUGAAGAAGCUGAAGCAACAGAAUCUGACCAGCAAGGCAGCCCCGCAGACGGCGGUAACUUCCGAUCCACCUGCUAAGCCUGAAUGGACGCAGGUGAAGACGAAGAAGGAGAAAAAGAGGCAGGCCGGACAGCUCCAUCCACAGCUGCCUCCCAGAAAGAUGAAGGAAAAAAAGAAACAGGAGAGGGCUACUCGGAAAUCAGUGAUGCGACCUGAAGCGCUGAUUAUACGCCCCAAGGACAAGGAAAAGUACUCCGAUAUACUUCGUCGGGUGCAGAAGGAUGCUCCUUCCGAGGACGCUGUCGGUUGUGUCUAUAAGAUCCGCCGUACAGCAACCGGGGAUAUGCUGACCAUCCUUAGCAGAAAGACGACUGACGGAGCACCUAAGCUGCAUACGGCCAUCGUCAAUCUCCUUGGAGAUGAGGCUGAGGUGCUGAGUAAAGGGCCACAAGAAGAUCUCGAGAUCAAAGAUCUUAACGAAACUACAUCGAAGGAGGAGGUCAUCGAAGCCCUAAAAGUAGCAGCUGGGGAGGAAAACGCGAUCCAAGCGGAUACGAUCAAGGCCCUUCGUAAAGCUUAUGGAGGUACCCAGACUGCCUCAGUGAGACUCACAGCUACGACAGCGAAGAAGAUCCUGGGGGACCACGGGAAGAUUAAAAUAGGCUGGGUCAAUUGCGGAGUGAGAAAAGUGGAGAGGCCAUUAAAGUGCUUCAAGUGCUGGCACUAUGGCCAUCUCGCCACCAAAUGCAAGAAUGGGGUCGAUCGGUCCAAGAUCUGCAUCAAAUUUGCUGAGCCGGGCCACACCGUUGCUGCCUGCCAAAAGGAACCCAAUUGUGCUCUGUGCACUGAGAAAGGGAACAUGAAGAACUGCACUCAUAUUGCUGGCAGUACCAGGUGCCCAGUUUAUCAGGAGGCGCUAGAGAAAUUAAACAACAAACGACGAUGA
Messenger RNA from Diachasma alloeum, 1224 nucleotides. RefSeq lists its product as uncharacterized. The record is from RefSeq and is a predicted model, not a curated record. The coding region runs from base 1 to 1224 and encodes 407 amino acids. Gene Ontology annotation, molecular function: nucleic acid binding; zinc ion binding. NCBI's taxonomy places the organism in Eukaryota, Metazoa, Arthropoda, Insecta, Hymenoptera, Braconidae. The transcript has a single exon.